Cucurbita moschata (crookneck pumpkin) is the source of this 1100-nucleotide messenger RNA. RefSeq lists its product as uncharacterized. The record is from RefSeq and is a predicted model, not a curated record. Bases 101 to 1021 code for a protein of 306 amino acids. NCBI's taxonomy places the organism in Eukaryota, Viridiplantae, Streptophyta, Magnoliopsida, Cucurbitales, Cucurbitaceae. The transcript has a single exon.
CUAAGAGCCACGCCCCCUCUUCUUCAUCGUUUCCAUUUCCAUAUAUUCCCCUCCUAAUCUCUUACAGUUCUUCAAUUCUCUGCUUUGAUUCUCUUCUUCCAUGGCGAUUUUUGCUACUAGGUCCAAGCGUGUCACGGAUCCUCUCGGCGAUAAGGUCAAGGCUCGCUUGAUUGGCACUGAUCACUUCCCGUUCAGUUACGUUAGCAGCGGUAGCGAGCACUCUGCUCACCACUCUGACUCGCCCUGUUUGUCUGAACUUGUUCACGGAUUUCUUCACGAUGAUGUUCAUGAAUCGUCUAUUACUGCUGCUGCUGCUACCACUCUGUCGCAUGCCUACGAUUCUGACUCUGAUUUUAUCGAAUCCGCGCCCGAUCGUGGAAGUUCGAUCGAUGAAAUCGUUAGGUCUUUGAAUUUGAACAAUGUCGAUUCCUACAGGAAAUUACUCGUGCAUCAUCUGUGUAUGGCUGUUGAGAACUUCUCGCUUCUUCGAUCCGAUAAAUCUGUUUUUCUUAGAAAUGUUAUGGCGUUUCUGCGUCAGUUAGGGCAUAAUGCUGCGAUUUGCAAAACGAAGUGGAGUUCCUCUGGUAGUUUAACUUCCGGUAACUACGAGUUCAUCGACGUCGUACGAUCGGCCGCUGGAAAGGCGCAGGUUAGGUAUUUUGUUGAACUGGACUUGAUUUCGGAGUUCGAGAUCGCGAGGCCGACGGUUCAAUACUCAAGAAUGCUGCAGUGUUUGCCGAGGAUCUUCGUUGGUACGACGGAUGAAUUGAUGAGAAUCGUGAAAGUUUUGUGCGACGGAGCGAGAAAAUCGCUUCGAAGCAGUGAUUUAUCGGUUUCUCCUUGGAGGAAGAACCGUUACGUUCAGAACAAAUGGUUCGGACCUUACCGUCGGACCGUGAAUCCGAUUCCUGAAAAGUCAUCGGCGACGGAGACCGCGGACGCGGCGUUUCGAUGCGUUGGAUUUAACGACGUCGUUUCGGACGUCAACAUCAAUCACCAGUUUUUUGUCCGGACGAGAUGAUAAGGAUCGAAAUGAUUACAAAUCAGAAUAAAGCAAACCAGAAAUCAAUAGCGUGAAUAGCAACUCUAUCUUUUUUUUU